Molecule: messenger RNA, 1923 nt
Organism: Polyodon spathula (Mississippi paddlefish)
Lineage: Eukaryota; Metazoa; Chordata; Actinopteri; Acipenseriformes; Polyodontidae
Product: transcription factor E3-like
Exons: 10
Coding region: 358-1725 (455 amino acids)
Biological process (GO): regulation of transcription by RNA polymerase II
Cellular component (GO): nucleus
Molecular function (GO): RNA polymerase II cis-regulatory region sequence-specific DNA binding; DNA-binding transcription factor activity, RNA polymerase II-specific; protein dimerization activity
Source: RefSeq, a predicted model, not a curated record
ACCUCGAACCAGGACUGUACAGCUAAGGGAAUAUUUAUUUUGUCGACUCAAGUGGAGCAACGCAUUAUUAAUUUAGAUAUUCACAGUAAGAACCAGCUGCUGUUACCCGGGCAACCAUCGCAACUAGCACCGCACGAGGAGCAACAGACCGUGUUCGUGAUUCUAGACUCGAAUCCGGAUUCCGUCAACCAGAUCAGCUUGGAGUCUCUCCUUCCCGAAUCUGGGAUCGUCGCUGAUUUUGACGUGGAAGACACCCAGACGUCCGGGGGGGAAUCAUUCUACCAGAUAAAGAGCCAGCCAAUCGCAGUCAGCCCCUCCUCUCCCCUGGGCCCGGGCCCGGCCCCGCCCCCCGCCGUGAUGUCAUCGCGGGUGCUGCUGAGGCAGCAGCUGAUGAAGGAGCAGGCGCAGGAGCAGGAGCGGAGAGAGGAGCAGCAGGAGCGAGCGUCCAGCAACCAGCUCCGCCCCGCCGACCCCUCGCCCGCCAUCAGCGUGAGUGCCCCCCAGGGGCCCCGAGCCGCGCCUGCACAGGUCCCAGUCGAGGUGCUCAAGGUUCAGACUCACUUGGAGAAUCCAACCAAGUAUCACAUCCAGCAAACACAGAGGCACCAAGUGAAACAGUACCUCUCCACCACAAUGGGCAACAAGGCAGCCAAUCAGACAUUGGGGGCGUCGCCCUCGCCGCAAGCUGGCUCUGCCCCUGAGCUGGCCCCGCCCACCAGCACUCCAAACAGCCCCAUGGCUUUGCUCAACCUCGGCUCUAAUUCGGAGAAAGAGAUCGAUGACGUCAUCGAUGAGAUCAUCAGUCUGGAGUCCAGCUUCAACGAUGACAUCAUGGGGUUCAUUGAUUCGGGACUGCAGCUUUCAAACACCCUCCCUGUCUCUGGUAACCCGAUGGAUCUGUACGGCACCCCCAGCAUGUCGCUCCCAACCAUCACCGUGAGCAACUCCUGCCCGGCCGACCUCACCAAAAUCAAGCAAGAGAAGACCGACACAGACCCGAACGCCAGUGCUGGUUUCUGUGUGACAGAGGUCGAGGUGAAAGCGUUCAUGAAAGAGAGGCAGAAGAAAGACAAUCACAAUCUCAUCGAGAGGCGCCGAAGGUUUAACAUCAACGACAGAAUUAAAGAGUUGGGGACCAUGAUUCCUAAGUCUAGCGACCCGGAGAUGCGCUGGAACAAAGGCACAAUCCUCAAGGCUUCGGUCGACUUCAUCCGGAAGCUGCAGAAAGAGCAGCAGCGAUCGAAGGAGAUGGAGAUGAAGCAGAGGAAGCUGGAGCAACUGAACAGGAGCCUGCUGCUCCGAGUACAGGAACUGGAAAUGCAGGCCCGCCUUCAUGGCCUCCCCACUCUCCCUUCUUCCCUGGGCUCGGGAGAACCGGUCUCUCAGCUUGUCCUGCAGGACCAGAGCCAGCGUCCAGACCACCACCCCAACACCGGCCUGCUCUCCGGCCCCUUCGCAGCCCCUCCCACCACCCCUGCAGGCCCCUCCCCUUCCUCCCUGGUCAGCCCAGCCCUCGACCUGGGCUCCCUGAACUUCGACAACCUUGACGACCCCGCGGCCUUUGACCUGGGGCUGACCUCGGACGUGGGACUCGAUGACAUUCUCAUGGAUGAGGGGGGCCUCUCGCCCCUGAGGCGGGGCUCCGACCCCCUGCUUUCAUCGGUCUCUCCUGGGGCCUCCAAAGCCAGUAGCAGGAGCAGCUUCAGCAUGGAGGAGGACUCCUGACCCCUAGUGGUGGGAGGAGCGCACUGCGGUUUAGAUUUGGCAGCGGGAGUGGGAGGGGAGAUGAAUUCAAUCGAUCUACACAGUGUCUGAUCCAAAUGGUGGACAAGUGAUCAAAUUAUGGCGCAGCAGGGCUAGUGUGAGUUUCUAAUCUUACUCAGACUCCUGGCUCCUGAUCAUUUUAAUAAUAAUAAUAAUAGA